Messenger RNA from Daphnia magna, 3404 nucleotides. Its product is annotated as ABC transporter G family member 20. The coding region runs from base 882 to 3086 and encodes 734 amino acids. Gene Ontology annotation, cellular component: ATP-binding cassette (ABC) transporter complex; membrane. Gene Ontology annotation, biological process: transmembrane transport. Gene Ontology annotation, molecular function: ATP hydrolysis activity; ABC-type transporter activity; ATP binding. NCBI's taxonomy places the organism in Eukaryota, Metazoa, Arthropoda, Branchiopoda, Diplostraca, Daphniidae. The transcript is spliced from 15 exons. The record is from RefSeq and is a predicted model, not a curated record.
GUUGGAGGUCUAAUAAUCGGCCUACAGCCUACAGCUAACAAAGAUGGCGAUCUUGGCAUCUGUUUUAAAAUAUUCUUUCACGGCACGAUUGUCUGUCAAUGUCAACCAUGUGCAGUGCCGAUGUAUCGGAAUAGGAUUGGGCAUUGGAUUUCCCCUUAUCAUUAUUGGAAGCAUUGUUUGUUGAAAUUUGUACGGUUGAAAUCGGAUAGGACUUCAAGGCUCGAUCAAUUGAUUAAGGGCCCAGGCUGUGACGAAGUACCUUUUGUCCUACAGUAGCAAUAAUGAGCUAUUCACGCAACAAGUGCUCCUUGAUUCCGCUCCAAGGAGCUGCGUGUUUGAAACAGUGACAAACGUGCAUUUUUUCUCAAAAUACCCCUUUACAAUGCCGAGCAUUCUUUGUUUAGUUGGUGCACUGGUCGAGAAAUUUUUACACCAAAGCUACACACCCGUAACGUUUAAUAAUAACAGGAGAAAUUCGAGUCGGAUUUUUGUAAACAGUGGCUGUGUGUCGAAAAAAGAAAAUCAUUUUCUCCGAUGGUUGGAGGUGCAUGGAUGUAAAAUCUACAACGUAAUUCGCAAUCGCUUAUUGCAGACCAGCUGUAUGGAGUAAUUUUCUGCGGAAUCUAUCGCAUAAAGGAGAAAUAAGUUAUUGUCCCUUCAUUACGGAUGGAGUGGUUGUAUGCUGGUAAUUUGGUAAAUCGUGACUGGAAACUGCAAAGAGACUUAACAGAUAUGGAUUAUUGGGAGCCAGUGGUUGCGGCAAGACGACCCUAUUGAGCUGCAUUGUAGGCCGGCGUAGUUUGGACAGCGGCGAUGUUCUGGUUCUUGGAGGUGAGCCCGGCUCACCUGAGAGCGGGAUUCCAGGUCCACGGGUUGGCUACAUGCCUCAAGAACUCGCACUGUAUGGCGACUUCACCAUCAAAGAGACACUGGAAUACUUUGGUCGCAUCUACAAUUUGCCUAGCGCUUUUGUCAAGUCUCAGAUGGAAUUCAUUUUUAAACUGCUGGAUUUACCUCCGGGACAUCGUUACGUGAAGACGCUGAGCGGCGGUCAACAGCGACGUGUGUCAUUCGCCGUCGCUUUGUUCCACGAACCUGAACUACUCAUCUUAGACGAGCCGACGGUUGGUGUCGAUCCUAUGUUGAGAAAAAGCAUAUGGAACCAUUUGGUUCGACUGAGUACAGACCAUGGAAGAACGGUCAUCAUCACGACCCACUACAUCGAAGAAGCCCGACAGGCUGACACGAUUGGUUUGAUGAGAUCGGGUCAUUUGCUGGCUGAGGAAUCGCCGCAAAAUCUGCUUGCGACACACGGACUUCGUACGUUAGAAGAAGUUUUUCUCAAAUUAAGCAGAACGGAGCGAGCUAAGAAACAUGGCGCCUUAACAGCCUCUGGCCGUGCUGUUCACCCCACUGAUUCAACACAACAAGAUCAUGGACAUGACAAUCCAGCCUUUCUUUGUACCACUGAUAAUCCAGAUGCUACAAGCGCUGUUGCAUCAAGAAACAGAACCAACAUUUCUGCCACAAUCCAUGAACAGUAUUGGAAGAGUUCCAAAUCUGUCAUUCCACGGGCCGAUGAACACGGCAUCGUUGGUUUAACAUUUAGCCCAUCCCGUCAAAACCUCGAAGAAAGAAUUAGCGAUAGCCAAACAGUUCAGCGACGCGUCGGUUCAAAUAAUAACCCGCCAAAUGCGGAUUCUGGAGCGGCACCAUUCGAUUCACAAGAAGUCGUCCAUAAAAGCGGUGAAUUGACAACUGGAAACAGUUCGGCAUCCAGUUGCAGUAGCUCGAGCAGCAGUUGCGAUACGGCAGUGGCUACUAGUCGACCGGCGAAGAAACGCGGAAGUCGCACAUUCACCUUAUCAAUGCCUUCAGGUCAUCGCACAGCGGCACUUAUCCGCAAGAAUUUUUUAAUUACCAUAAGAAAUAUAGGGAUGUUCGCCUUUGUUUUUCUCAUGCCUGGACUCCAGUCCACACUCUUUUGUUUAGCCAUUGGCCGAGAUCCAACUUCCCUCAAAAUGGCUGUUGUCAACGAAGAGCUAGAUCCGAGUGUAGGUCGGGUGUGUAACUACACCACAGACUGUACGUAUUCAAUGUUUAGUUGUCGGUAUCUGAGAUACUUGGACAAUGCAACAAUUGUACAGAUCCCUUAUCAAAGUUUAUCUGAUGCGCUGGAUGCAACGUUACAAGGAACAGUCUGGGGAGUCAUUCAUUUCGGUCCGAAUUUCACAGAGGAACUGCUGGAGCGUCAAGUUGAUGGCAAUGCUGUUGAUAAAGAAACAAUAGAGGGUAGCCGAAUAGGCAUAACCCUCGAUUGGUCAAACGAACAAAUUGCCUUGACACUCCAACACCGCCUUGUCGGUGGUUUCAAUGAAUUCAACAGGAAUCUAGUGACAUCCUGCGACUACCAACCGGUGAUUCCCAGCAUUCCUGUCGAGUUUAUGGACCCCGUCUACGGCAAAAAGAAUCCGUCCUUUACAGAUUUCAUGGCUCCAGGCAUUAUCCUAACAAUUGCUUACACCCAAGCCGUGUCCUUAACUGCUGCUGUUUUCAUUAACGAACGGAAACAAGGUCUUUUAGAUCGCAGUUUAGUUGCCGGCGUUCGGACCUCUGAGAUUUUACUGGGUCAUCUCGUCACGCAAUUUACGGUGCUCGUGUUCCAGUCGUCAGUUGUACUUCUCGUAAUGCUGCUGGUCUUUAAAAUUACUUGUCAAGGUAGUUUGGCGCUUGCGAUGUUCAUCACCCUUUUACAAGGGAUGUGCGGAAUGUUUUACGGUUUUGUUGUAUCGAGCCUUUGUGACCAGCAAACCAGUGCUUUGCAGCUAUCACUCGGGAGCUUCUUCCCCAAUAUGCUUUUAAGUGGAGUGCUAUGGCCAAUGGAGGGCAUGUCCAUUUACCUGCGCUAUCUUUCGUAUUUCAUUCCAUUAACGCACGCAAUCGAAGCCCUUAGAUGUAUUUUUGCACGCGGGUGGGGCAUCGACAAGCCGGAAGUUUAUUGGGGCAUUUUUGUCAAUUUUGGUUGGAUUGUAGGCCUCCUUUCAGUAUGCUUAACAAUCAUUCGCAUACGAAAGUAUACAGGCUAGUUAGUGGUACAAGAUACCAAUAAGGUUCCUGCAAAGUGUCUUCCAAUUUUUAUGCUUAGUGGACACGGUUCAGUAGAAACGUGUUGUCAGCUCGUUUUUUGCCAACUGGGCAAAAUUAUGGAGAAAAAUAAUGGUCGCCUUAGGAAGUAGGAUGUCCCCGUGAAAUGCUAUACUGCUGGGCGUUAGCGAAUAUUAAUGUAAUGCUCAAAAUCAAUCGCGCGGAAAUGGUAUUUUUCCCAAUUGUUCUGCUAUUAAUCUAAUGCCAAUUUUUUUGGAAAGAGAUGUACCGUUUCAAAAAUAUAUACAGUAUCUAAAUUU